Molecule: messenger RNA, 5419 nt
Organism: Biomphalaria glabrata
Lineage: Eukaryota; Metazoa; Mollusca; Gastropoda; Planorbidae
Product: sorting nexin-30-like
Exons: 11
Coding region: 32-1438 (468 amino acids)
Molecular function (GO): phosphatidylinositol binding
Source: RefSeq, a predicted model, not a curated record
CCGUACUUAUAGCAGGUCUCAUUCAACAACAAUGGCUACUCCUACGAAUUCUAAAGAUAGUGAAAAAAAAUUUAAAGAUCCUCUUUUAACAGGAUUUGACAAGGAUAGUGAUGAUGAUGGGAUGGAAAGUCUUGACCUAGAAGCAUCUGCCAAAUCAGAGGAAGGGUCAGUAUCAAGAAGUUCAAGUCUUAUAGCUAAUUUCCGCCUUGAUGAUGAUUGUGAUGGGGAGACAAGAGAUUUAUUUAUUGUUGUGGAUGAUCCUGAGAAACACACUAGCACCUUGGAAGCUUACAUCACAUUCAGGGUCACAACCAAGACCACUCGAGCUGAAUUUGAAGGCACAGACUUUAGUGUACGAAGACGUUAUAAUGACUUUUUAUGGAUUCGACAAAGGCUAGAGGAGAAUUAUCCAACACAUCUUGUCCCGCCACUGCCAGAAAAGCAUAGUUUAAAAAGAAUGGAUCGUUUUAGUACGGAAUUUCUUAAAGUACGUCAAACAGCUCUUCAAAAGUUUUUAACUCGAGUUGCUGACCACCCAGUCUUAUCUUUUGAUAAAUGCUUUCAAGUAUUUUUGACAGCGAAAGCUUGGGAAUUUCAAGCUCAUAAAAAACAAGGCUCUGGGUUCCUGAGCAGAGUGUCUGAUUCAUUGCACAUCAUGUCUGCCUCUUACAUGAUCAAGAACAGACCACCUGAGUUUGCAGUCAUGCAUGAUUACAUGACACUUUUGUCAGACAAACUGGCUGUGAUGGAUAGAAUUUCUCAGAGGGUGGCCAAAGAGCAGAAUGACUACAUGGCAGAGUUGCUUGAAUGGGGACCUUGCUAUACUCUGUGGGCCAAUUCAGAAGACCAGCUCACUGGAGCUUUAUUGACAAUGUCAAAGGCUGUGGAUGAAUGUGUUAGGGCAAUUAAAGAAUUAAUUGAUGACACAGAUUCUAAAUUUGCCCAACCUUUGAAAGAGUAUUUGUUAUAUACUGAGUGUAUCAAAUUGGUUUUGAGGAGAAGAGAUGCUAUACAAAACCAGUAUGACAUGGUUGUUGAUGAACUGGCCAAACGUAGAGAUGAGAAAGAAAACGUCAAAAGUUCAGAUCAAACUUAUUCCAUUGGAGCUUUCUUAGGGAAAGAUCCUGAAGAUGUCAAACAACAAAAACAUGAAAAAUUAGAACAACAAAUUUCAGAUUUAAUUCAUCAAAUGGAGAGUCUAAAUGACAAAACAGUAGUGGCCAAUGCUGAUCUGAAGGCUGAUAUGGAGAGAUGGCACAAGCACAAACAAAGGGAUUUAAGAGAAACUUUAAUGAACAUGGCAGAUUUACAAAUAGCUUAUUAUGAAAAGUGUUUGUCAGUAUGGGAGAGUACCAUUAGAAGUAUUCAGAACAAGGAUCAUAUUCAGCUUCCUUCAACAGCAGCUUUGAAUGAAAACCACAAUCCUUCCAUUCCUUAGAAACUGUCUUUGCAUGUCUGGAUGAUGCCCAAGUCACAUAGUACACAUUCUUCAUCGACUUUUAUCAUAAUAGAGUUUUAUUGGUUGUAUUCUUUCCAUAAGUAUUUGAUGGAUUGAAAAAGAAUGCUAUUUCCUAGACAAAUUAAGUGCAAUAUUUUUUACACAAAUUCCUUUGCAGUUUGUCUGUUGUAUAUAUAGACUUAGCUUACAGGAUAUUUUCAUGUAUUGCUUAGUACUUUAUAGUGUAGUCUGAAUGUUUCAUCAGUGCUUAUAGAUGUGACUAAAUUUUAUAGAAAUAGAAUUAAAUGCAUUAGUACAAGUUUUAACAUUUAAAACAUUUGUAUCCAGGUUUCUGGCAUAUUUUUAUUAUUUGACUUCAUUUAUUUGAAAUUAGCCAGCUGUUAUUAGUGAUCAGAGAUUUUAUUCUAUUAAACAUUAGAUAAUUCUCAUUGUAAGAAUAUACAUUAAUCUUUUUUAGUAAAAUUUAUUUGUUUAAAUUUUUAAAAUUGAAAAUUUGAAAAUAUACUAUGUGUCAACAACUAGGUUCAGGUGAGAACUAUUGGUCCAUUCCUCCUGAAAACUAGUUUUACAAUGUAACUAGUAUGGAUGGCUGUUUUAAUUGUGCUGUUGUGUCAAGUUCAUUGCUGUGUAUCAUGGUUAUUUUACAUUAGCUGUUCUAGUCACAUCAAUAUUUGCAUCAGAAUAGGAGUUAUUCUUAUACAUUUUUAGCCUCAACAUAGAUUUUUUUUAUCAUAUACUUCUGAUAAUACUCUCAAUAAACAUUAGCAAACCUUAGUAAGUCCAAUUCAUGUUCUAUUUGUAAUACAAACAAAUAUGUGAAAAACAUUUUUUUUUACAGCAAUCCUUGUAGAAAUAUUUUCUUAAGAAAUCUGUUUGAAAAAUAAUGACCAAACAUGCAUUUUCAACUUAGCGAUCCCACAGUAACACAGUUUGUGCAUUUAAAGCUUGGUGUGUAAAACGCAACAUAUUUGUUAUGCUGCUUCUGUGUUAACCUAUUUUAUUUUAAAAUAUUAGUUGACUAUUUUGUUUCUAUUAAAAGGCAUUUUUAUUGUAUACUUCAUUGAGUAGAAUGGUUUUCAUUUGGAUUAUUUCAUUAUCAACAUUCAAGCUUUGUAAAAAUUGAUUAUCACUAUUUAUUGAACUUUGGCCUCAGACCAAUAAAGUGAUUUGGUUGAAACUAUUUAUUUUCAAAAUAUAUUUAUACAUGCAUUAUAUUUUUAAUGGCUUGAAUUUUAUUAUGGAAAUUUUAAAUUUUUGUACAUUAUAGAUUACUAUCGUAAUUUUUUAAAUGUAUUUUUAAAACAAUGUCCUUAUAUAACUUACUCUGUCAAAGUAAACUUUAAAAAAUUAUUUUUAAAUAAAGCGUAAAUAGUUGACAGAUUAAGUCGAGUGUUGCAAACUUAAGCAAUUUACAAUUUGUAUUGAUUAUUUAUAAGAUUUAUGAAUGUUUUUGGCUUUGCCCAUCCCACAGAACAGUUGGAAAGAAGAAACAACUUAGUCCACUCUAAACAUUUUUAUUUUGUCAGUCAUCAAUUUAGAUCUAGAGAGGCGCUUUAGUAGUCUUCACAAAUUGUAUUUUACACCCCUCAAUUUUUAGAACUUUUAACUUUUGCUUUAGAAUAGAAGACUUCUUGUAGAUCUUAUUCUAGUUGUUUUAAAAUUGAUCUACACAUUAGUGCCCUCACAUAUGCACACAAUAUUUUCAAAUGAAACAUCCCUUCCUGCAGAACAGUUUCAAAGAUAAACAUCACGUUUUACAAUUUAGUCCACUGUUCUACACACUUACAAGCUUUCAUACAGAUGUAAAAACACAUUUGAUAAUCACAAUGAUCUUAGCAUAAUCCUUUACAUUCACUCUGACAAUAGUCUACACCUUCAGGAGAAUUACAUGGAAUGGAACAAAAGAAAGUUAUGCACCAAAAAAGUGUUAAUAAGUGCUUAAGUGGAAGAAAUUAUUGUUUUGUACUUUAGACUUUAAAAUUUUGGCUUUCAAAUAGAUAGUUGGUAGAAAUUGGACAUAAAAAAAUUAUUUUUGAUCAAUUUAACCACUACAGUUUUGAUCUUGAAAAUGGCUUAGUUGUCUUAGAUCCAAGGUAAGAGAGAAGAGGUUACAUUUUUGUGUGGGAGAGUUAGUGAUCAUUAUUAUUAUGAGUGAGUCGUCAGGACCAAGAAUAUAAUAUUGUAGAUAUAUUUGAAUGUAUUCUCUGCUUUGUUUUGAAAAAAAAAGUCACAAACUGAAUUGAAUAAUGAGAAGACUGUUGAGCACAAACAUUUGAGUUGUGGUUGAGAAACAUUGACACUGGGUACAGAAUGAAGGUCAGUGAUGAGCUUAUGCCUAAAUGAAUGCAGUUUUACUGUUGAGUGCACUUCACCUGAUCAGAUCCAACAUUUUGUGUCUGCUUUUCAAUUAUAUUUGAACUUUUAGUUUUCAUGUAUUGUGAUACCACAAAAUGUUAUUCCUGCAAGUGCUAUGACUGUAGAAUAAGAGACAUGAAUAAAGAAAUUGAAAAUCACAUGACUGUAGAGUAGUUGACUGAUUUGGCUGCUGAUUAACUCUUGUUAGUGGCUUCUGCAGAAACAUUCAAAUGUGAUCUUUAUGUAAACUGGUCUUUGUUUUGUUUCUUAAUAUAAUUCUAUUCAAUGAAAACAUGAGUGAUGAAAUGUAUAGCUAUGUAAAUGUGUGACUUAUUUUCUACUAGUUGGUGUGUAGAUAAGAUUUAGUAGAUAACAUUUUGUAAUGAGAUUUAAAAAAAAGCAUUUGAGUAAAACCAGGAGAGUUCUUUUUAAUGUACAACUUUAAGAGGAUCAUUUGGUUUUCCUUUUUUAUUUUGUUUGAUUCAAAUCAGAGAAAUGUGACCAUCAUGAGAUUUUGUGCAACAUUUUUAUUUAAAAAGAUGUUUUUUUCCUCUUCACUGCUUCAUUCUAAUGACACAGAUAAGUUGGCACAAGACCUUAUAAUCAUUCUGUUCAAAUGUAAUUUUUUAAAUGUUUCUUUGGCAUUUAUUUUAUAUACUAUUGGUGUUGCCCCCAUACAAAUGUAUUUGAUCACAUUAUCCAUGUAAAUGAAAGCCACAAGAAAUGUGUGUUAGUUUUAUUCAACAUUCAGUUCACUUAUUAUUUGCUUUUGCAGCAUUUAAUAUACAGAGAUUAUAACUGAAAAAAAAGGAUUUUGUCCCCAUAUAUUUUGGUCUCAUUUUAAUAAAUGGCUUUGUUGUUUGCUAUCACUAGUGAUACAAAUGUCUAUGCUGUUAGAGUGAAUGUAUUGAUACCAUCAAUGUAUGUACAUACAGAAUGGAGAAUGUUAUGUAUAUAGCUUGACAUCUUGAUGAGUUAUAACAUCUAGAUAAUGCUUUAUAACAUCCUGUCAUCUAUCUCAUUAUGAUUUGCUUAAUUUUUUUUGAUAUUUAAUGAAAACUUUGUAAUUUUAGUAGGUCUCUUUAAUCUUCAGUAAAACAUGCAUCAAAAUCUUUUUUUUUCAUGUUAUUUUAAACUUUAAGACUGUUUUGAAUAGUUGGAUACAUCCAUAGUGUUUUAGCUUUAUCCCUUUUGGCACAUAGUCUAGAGAUGUACAUCAAAACAAUAUGUUUAAAAUUGUUAAAGUCCACUUUAAGUAGAUUGUACAUGCUUCUAUCACAAAUCUGAAAAUGUCUAUGUGGCUCUCUAUAAAAUGAAAUUUAGAAACUACCAUAUCCAUUAAUCUGAUAUAUUUUCAUCCUAUAUUUAUUGUAUAAUUAAACAUCACUAUGUUCCUGACCUAUGUUUAUCUUCAUUAGUUGUAUUUUGUUUCAGUACCAUUUUCCCCACUCAGCUACAUCUUUUUGAUGUACGGUACACUAUAGAUAUUAAUGUGUACAUUCAUUUGUCUUUGUAUACUGAAUGGACAUAGCAGACUGUGAUUUUUUUUACCUUUAUGUUGUAUAUCAAUGUUAAUAAAAAAUAAAGGAAAAAAAUAGUUUAAUA